Molecule: messenger RNA, 2658 nt
Organism: Phoenix dactylifera (date palm)
Lineage: Eukaryota; Viridiplantae; Streptophyta; Magnoliopsida; Arecales; Arecaceae
Product: histone-lysine N-methyltransferase, H3 lysine-9 specific SUVH1-like
Cellular component (GO): nucleus
Molecular function (GO): zinc ion binding; double-stranded DNA binding; protein binding
Source: RefSeq, a predicted model, not a curated record
CAACCCCAGUCUGGUUUGGGAGCCCCCAAAAAAUGUGUCGUAAAUAGAAAAAAUCAGCACCCAUCUUGUAAUAGAAUGUGAAAAAUAGUGAAAACCGAGGGUCCAGCGAAUCAAAACCAAACUACUUCAGGAGAAAAUUGUCGAAGGUGAACAGAGAGCCCCUCAGACCGAAAUUUGGGACCUAGGCUUGUUUGUCGAGGAACCCAAACUCUAGAAUCCUACCACACCAUUUCAGUGUUAGUGUUUCUGCUCAAAAGCUACUGUUCUCAUAUUGGUUUCUCUCCACUUAUUCCUUUUCUGCGCAAUGGAAGAACCUUCGAAUUGUGCUCCCAGUUUGCCCAAAGAACCUGUAGUGUUGGAUGUGAAGCCAUUGCGAUCCUUGGCUCCGAUGUUCCCUGCUCCACUUGGGUUGAGCACAUUUUCUCCUCCUGAGGCCCCUUCUUUUGUUUGUGUCACACCCUUUGGUUCCUUUGCUACUGCCGCCAAAUCUGUGUAUCCUUCCAGCUUCACUCCGCUGUUCCCAACUUUUGCUGCAGCCCAAGACAUCAACAAGAGACCUGUGGAUCCAGCUUCUCUGAACUCUGAGAAUGGAGCUGCCCAUAUUGGAGAAGGUUUUGAUGCUAAUAGCUCUAUACACGACACACCAUGCAGUCGUCCAUUUCAGACUCCACCUGUAUUUGUCAUGCCCUUGAAUGAAGAAGACUCAUUGGUGAAUUGUGCCACUUCAGCAUCUGGAAGGACAAUUAAGCGGAACAGCUAUCUGGUGGGUAGUUCAGAGAUAGAGAGCACUGACGGGAAGAAGGUCAAGCGCCGGAGGGCAAGGAGAGUUCAGGGUAAUGACUUGUUAGCACUGCCCUCCUCGUCAGAUGAACCCCGUGAGUCUGUUGAAGUGGUCCUUAUGACGUUUGAUGCCAUCCGAAGGAGGCUUCAGCAAUUAGAUGAAAUAAAGGAUGUGAAACAACGUUCGGAUUUGAGGGCUGGGACUGUCAUGAUGGACAAUGACCUCCGGGCUAAUAUGAUCAAGAGGAUAGGGCAAGUACCUGGAGUUGAGGUUGGAGAUAUUUUCUACUUUAGGAUUGAAAUGUGUUUGGUUGGGCUGCAUUCUCAGAGCAUUGCAGGAAUUGAUUAUAUGACUACUAGGUUCGGGAAUGAGGAUGAUCCUGUGGCUCUUAGUAUUGUUUCUGCUGGUGUUUAUGAAAAUGAAGACAAUAACGCGGAUGUCCUGAUUUACAGUGGCCAGGGAAGUUCUAGCAAGGAUGACCAGAAACUUGAAAGGGGUAAUCUUGCUUUGGAGAGAAGCUUGCACCGGGCUAAUGAGAUUAGGGUCAUUCGUAGUGCUAAAGAUUUUAGCUGUCUAAAUGGCAAGAUUUAUGUCUAUGAUGGCCUCUAUAAGAUACAUGAGUCAUGGGUGGAGAAAAGAAAAUCGGGCUUUAAUGUUUUUAAGUAUAAAUUACUGAGAGAACCGGGGCAGCCUGAUGGAACUGCAGUAUGGAAGAAAACUGAGAAAUGGAAAGAAAAUCCAUCAUCCAGACACAAUGUCAUAUUACCAGACAUAUCCUCUGGCAUUGAAAAGAAACCUGUUUGUCUUGUAAAUGAUGUUGAUGAUGAGAAGGGACCUAGCCAUUUCACCUAUACCACUAAAGUUGAUUAUUUGGGUCCUAUUAGCUCAAUGCAACCUUUGCAAGGCUGCAACUGUAAUAAUGUCUGCCUCCCAAGUGAUGUCAAUUGUUCUUGUUUGCAGCAAAAUGGGGCUGACCUUCCUUAUAGUUCCAUUGGAAUCCUUGUGAGUCGUAAGCCUUUAAUAUAUGAGUGUGGUGCUUCUUGCCAGUGCUCUUUCAAUUGCAGGAACCGAGUGACGCAGAAGGGUAUCCAACUCCACUUUGAAGUUUUCAAGACAAGGGACGGGGGGUGGGGUCUUCGUUCUUGGGACCCUAUUCGGGCAGGCACUUUUAUCUGUGAAUACGUAGGCGAAGUUAUUGAUAAAUGUAAAGUGGCUGAAACUUGCGAGGAAGAUGAGUAUGUCUUUCAAGUAAUGCAUGCUGACCAGACUUUUAAAUGGAAUUAUGGACCUGAGUUAUUGGGAGAACCUAGCCAUCUUGACUCAAGUGAGUCUUCUAAGACGUUGCCGAUUAUCAUAAGUGCAAAGAAUAUGGGCAAUGUGUCCCGCUUUAUGAAUCACAGUUGCUCUCCUAAUGUCUUCUGGCAGCCAGUUCUGCAUGAUCAUGGUGAUGAUCAAUAUCCACAUAUCAUGUUCUUUGCAAGUAAGCAUAUUCCUCCCAUGACAGAGCUAACCUAUGAUUAUGGUCUGAGUGGACGUGAUUUUAGCAAAGAUGAAGAGAUGAGAAGUGGUGGUGGCUAUCGAAGAACCAAAAAGUGCUUAUGCGGAUCAUCUAAGUGUACGGGCUUUUUUGGCUGAACUUUUGGUAAACUAUUUAUGGACAGGCGAACAUCGGCCAUUCUGACAAAGUUUGGAACAGUUAACAUAUCUUAUCUUGGCAAAUCUCUUAAAUAGCAUAGACUUUCCAUCUUUUAUUUUAUUUGCUUCACAUAAAAUAUUACCCUUCUGUAAAGCUGUAAUUGUUGAAUUUCUGCUGAUGGCCAUUGUUAUUUUGGAUGAACACUGUGACCCCACAUAUUCAAGUCUCGGAUUUCAUAGAA